AUGAAGUUUUUCAACAAAAAAACUUCCCGAAAGCCCACAGCCAACGCUUCUGCUGGCGCACCACCAUACGACGACGACGACGACGACUACUUACCCUCGCCGGUACGGUCAGAACCAGCCUCCCCCGCGAGCCGCUCUCCCACCAAGUCGCCCACCAAAGCAUCGCCAACCAAGACAUCCGCCGCAUCGGCCUCUCCCUUGCUCUUUUCGCCUUCCUCAACCGCCGCAGCCGGCUCCGGCUCUGCACGGCCCUCCCGCACCAAGCACCGGUCCUCCUCCCCGUCUGCGCAGCAGCCGUACGCGGGCUCGUCUGCCGCCUCGCCUCGGCCAAAGAAGUCGUCUUCGUCGUCUUCGUCGCGGCAUCACACCUCGUCUGCCUCCACUGCAACACGGCAUUACGACCGAGACCGAGCGGCUGAGCCAGGGUCGCCGUUGACCUCGUCCUCGUCGGCCAACAACGUUGCGUCCGCGUCUUCUUCGUCGUCUCGCCGGCGGAAGAUCGACCCCAACACCCACCCACUGAACCUUCCGCCCGAGGAGCGCAAGCGCCUCUCUCUACUCUCCGCCAUGUCAAACCGCACCUCCAUGGACACCGACCGUGAAACGCCUGGCGUCACGUCCGGUGCCGCCAGCCCGUCCUCUCCUAAGCCCCCACAGAACUCACAGUCACCUCAGAAGCGCUCCCAGUCACCACCGCUGUCGAACGGCCGGCCUUCCGCCUCGUCGCCGCCACCGGCAGCAGCAACCAAUGGAACCGUUCCCGUGAACGGCAACAGCAGCAACGGUGAUGUGCCCGUGCCGCCACCGCACACGACGCCCGCUCCGACGCCUGAGGAGGAGGCUGAGACGUUCAAGAACCUUGGCAACAAGUACUUUAAGGACAAGAGCUACAUGGCGGCCAUUGGCGAAUACACAAAGGCCGUCAACUUGGUACCGCAGUCUGCCACCUACUUGAGCAAUCGUGCGGCGGCAUACAUGUCUGCAGGCAACUACUCAUCCGCCCUGGAGGACUGCCUGCGCGCCACCGACCUUGAUCCCCAGAACCCCAAGAUCCUGCUCCGCUUGGCCCGCAUCUACACCAGCCUCGGCCAGCCCGAGGACGCCAUCUUGACCUUUGGCCGCAUCCAGCCGCCACCGUCGGCCAAGGACAUGGCCGCCGCCAAGGAGAUGCUGCAGCAUGUCAAUGCGGCACGUGAUGCCCUCGACCAUGGCACCACGGGCUCCAUGGUGCUGCACGCUCUUGAUAUGGCGAGCCGUCUGCUGGGCCCGAGCGCCAUGCAGCCCCGCAAGUGGCAGCUGAUGCGCGGUGACGCCUAUCUCAAGAUGGGCGGCGAGAACAACAUCGGCGAGGCCGCUAACACCGCCAUUUCGCUGCUGCGCUACAACGACAAGGACCCGGAGGCUAUUAUCCUGCGUGGUCGCGCUCUCUACUCGCAGGGCGACAACGCCCAGGCUGAGCGCCACUUCCGCCGCGCCAUUGACCUGGACCCGGACAUGAAGGAUGCCAUCAAAUGGCUGCGCAUCGUCCAGAAGCUGGACCGCAUGAAGGAAGAGGGCAACAAAGAGUACAAGGCAGGCCGCUGGCAGGCGGCCAUUGACAAGUACACGGACGCGCUGAGCAUCGACCCGGCCAACCGCGGCAUCAACUCCAAGCUGCUGCAGAACCGUGCGCUGUGCCGCCUCAAGCUCAAAGAGUACGACGAGGCCAUUACCGACUGUGAUGCGGCCAUCGCCCUCGACCCCUCCUACACCAAGGCGCGCCGCACCAAGGCCAACGCGUACGGUCUGGCCGAGCGCUGGGAGGAUGCCGUGCGCGAGUGGAAGGCGCUGGCCGAGCGCGAACCCGAGGACCGCACCGUUCUCAAGGAAGUCAAGCGCGCCGAGCUCGAGCUCAAGAAGAGCCAGCGCAAGGACUACUACAAGAUCCUUGGCGUGGCCAAGGACGCCGACGACAAGGAGAUCAAGAAGGCCUACCGGAAGCUCGCCGUCGUUCACCACCCGGACAAGAACCCCGGCGACGAGGCCGCCGAGGCCCGCUUCAAGGACAUUGGCGAGGCGUACGAGACCCUGAGCGACCCACAGAAGCGCGCGCGCUACGACAGCGGCGACGACCUGGUCGAUCCCUCGGACAUGUUUGGCGGCGGCGGCGGCAUGCACGGCGGCAUUGACCCCGAGAUCCUGUUUAGUAUGAUGGGUGGCCAGGGCGGCGGCGGCUUCGGCGGCGGCUUCCCUGGCGGCGCCGGUGGCUUCCCUGGUGGUGGCGCAGGUGGCUUCCACUUUAACCAAUCCGGCGGACGAGAGGACGAGGAUGACGAGAGCGACUCUGGCGACGAGGACGAAGAGGAGUACGAAAACCAAGAGUACGCCAAGGACCGCGGAAAAGACUUUGCAUGGAGUGCCGCUUCUGCCGCGUCGCGGACGACGGCUCGCCACGAGCGGCUGCUCGCCGUGGUGCAGCGCAUCGGCAUCUUCGUCGUGGCGGCCCUGGUCCUCCUGCCGCCGGUCCUGGCUGUCCUCCUCGUUGUCCUAGCGGGCCUGGCCUACCUCAUUAUGCAGCGUGUCCGUCCCCAGCUACUGUCACGCAUAGGAGGGUGA
This is a messenger RNA of Sporothrix schenckii 1099-18, 2595 nucleotides long. RefSeq lists its product as uncharacterized. The record is from RefSeq and is a predicted model, not a curated record. The transcript has 3 exons. Gene Ontology annotation, molecular function: protein binding. Lineage: Eukaryota; Fungi; Ascomycota; Sordariomycetes; Ophiostomatales; Ophiostomataceae. The coding region runs from base 1 to 2595 and encodes 864 amino acids.